Molecule: messenger RNA, 1296 nt
Organism: Acytostelium subglobosum LB1
Lineage: Eukaryota; Evosea; Eumycetozoa; Acytosteliales; Acytosteliaceae
Exons: 4
Source: RefSeq, a predicted model, not a curated record
AUGACAGAAGGAUCAAAUACACCUGGAGGUGGAACUUAUUAUUGCUCGAAAUGUGGACAGUUGAAGAAGGGUCAUACUUGCCCAGUUGUGGCGACUAAGGCUAUCGGGGAGAAUAUGCCUUUGCCAACGAUGGUGUUUCCAACAAACUCAAUGACAACAAGACGUGCAUAUCAACAGAAUAUACAACAAAUACAGAAUCAGCAGACUCAUAUGCAGCAGCAGCAGCAAAUGAUGCAGCAGCAGCAACAGCAACAGAUUAUGCAGCAACAACAACAACAGAUGUUACAACAGCAGGUGCAGAUGCAGAUGCAGGAGCAGACCCAGAUGCUUCAGCAACAGCAAGCACAACUACAACAACAUGCUCAGCAGCCCAUACUCAUGGGGCCUCUCCCGACCGGGCCCCUCACCGCCGAGCAAAAGAGAGCAAGAGAGAAGAACGCUUCAGACUUUAACAUGUGGUUCUUACUCGAGCGUCAAGAGAGAUAUCCAUACUAUUUCGACCCUCACACAAAGACGAUACAGGUUAUUGGAAGUUGGUAUAUUAAUGUAUCGGAUGCUUGGAACACUAUGACACCAUUGGAGAAGAAGCAGUUCAGUAACUACUCUCAAGGAUUGGCAAAUCACAAGAAUAUGUACUUGCAGAAGCAACAUGAUAUUCAGAACUUGCAGGCGCAGAUCGCAAAGUUGCAACAGGCCAUGUUGUUCUGUGAUGUCUGCGACAAGGGAUAUCAUACAUUCUGUUUGAAUCCACCAAUGGAUUCGGCACCAACUGGUGGAUGGAGAUGCAACAACUGUGUCUUCUGUGUCCAUUGUGGUACACGUACUCCAGGUCCAUCUGGAAAGUGGAAAGGCAGCUAUACAUCAUGUGAGACAUGUGCUCAACUAAUCAAUGAUCGAAGAUAUUGCACAGUAUGUAGGAAGGUUAUAAAGCCAAAUGAGAAGGGACCAACUAUUCAAUGUGGAUAUUGUGAGAGAUGGACACAUGCCAAAUGCGAUAAUAUAUCAGAGGCAAUGUUGGACAAGUUCAAGGAGAAUCCACAUUAUCCACACAAAUGUCCGACGUGUAGAGGUGGACAUCAGAAGACAACACCAAAGCCAUUGAUCACAUCUGAGGAUGACGAUGAGGAUGACGACGAGGAGGAGAAGCCUGCAGAGACUCCCAACAAGAGGAGAGGUGCAGCAGCUCAAGCUGGACGACGAAGAAAGGCAAAGAAGGCGCGACACACAUCAUCAGACGAUGACGAAGAAGAAGAUCAUGAGGAUGGCAACGAUCGCAAUGAUGUCAAUGUCGAGGAC